AGAGAGAGAGAGAGAGAGACAUGGAGGAGACUUCCUGCGCCCCACCGAACUUCUCCUGGGUGGAGGUUAAUAAGGUGGCAGGUUUGGCCUGGCCCUGCAGCCCGGCUCAUUACCGCUUCCUACUGAAGAACGGGAUUAAACACCUGGUGUGUCUGUGUGAAUCCAAACCUCCGGGUUAUGAGAGCUGUCCGGAUCUCACACUACACCACAUCGCAAUGAAGGACUUCACUCCACCCAGUCUGGCUCAGAUCCAGACCUUUAUCUCUCUUACUGAGCAUGCCAGCACAGGACAGGCGGUCGCGGUGCACUGUAAGCACGGCCUCGGCCGCACAGGGACCAUGCUGGCCUGCUACCUGGCGAAGACGAGAAAUCUCUCAGGAGAGGAGGCGAUCAAAACCAUCCGGGAACUUCGCCCGGGGUCCAUCGAGACCCCCGAGCAGGAGAGGGCCGUACUGGAGUUUCAGCAGCACCUCAGACCAAAGACUUCUGUCUGAACAGUGGGACACAAACAGCAGUGAAGUGUUUCACCAUCACUGUACGAGUUCUCCACCAGAAAUAUUAUUAUACCAAAAUGAUGGACACGGAAAAGAGUCCAAGAUGGCUGAAAAUUUUAGUUGAUAAAAAUAUCUACUGAUUUUUUUUUUCACACUCUCUUUAUGAUAUACCUUGGAUAAAAGAUAAAUAAGGUGAUUAAUUAUUUUAUAUAUUAAUUAUUAUUUUGUUACUAGUAGGUCUCUCCGCGCUUGGCUGGUCUGAUCAUCACUCUUCACUGUCCUGAAGCCGGUUCACUAUGAACACAAACCAAAUCCUUCUGUCUGUACCACAGGUUUUACAGAAGUGUACACCCAUGCAAAUACAGACCACAACUCAGGGUGUGUCUGUGAAAACACCACCGGUCUCCAUGACAACAUUUGUUUCCAAACACUGUAUAAUCUCAGCCAUGCUCAAGCAUCAUCAAUCCUUUUUUUUUCUUUGUGUGUGUGUGGUUUCUGUUUUUACUGUACAGGAGGAGGGAUACUGUAUAACUGACACUUCACACGGUCUAAGGCUGGAUCAGGCAGUUCGCCUCCCUAUGAGGCUACAGGUCACCUGACCAGGCUAGACGGACAUUUAUCAGGGCUCCUUCUAGAUGAGUUAGACUUGACAGUUUUUCAUGGAUUUUUGAGGACGUUCAACUGAGAGCAAGUUUAAUCCUGAAAGAUCGUCCAGCCUGAGAGAUGUUCCAUCACGCUUACAGUAUGUCGACACCUGCCUCAGGUAUUACAUCAGCUUAACGAAGGCCCCUCUUCUUCUUAGUUUUAAAUCCUUCUUGGGUCUGAGA
This is a messenger RNA of Clarias gariepinus (North African catfish), 1321 nucleotides long. RefSeq names its product dual specificity protein phosphatase 23-like. Bases 21 to 494 code for a protein of 157 amino acids. Gene Ontology annotation, biological process: protein dephosphorylation; cilium assembly. The transcript is spliced from 2 exons. Gene Ontology annotation, molecular function: protein tyrosine/serine/threonine phosphatase activity. The record is from RefSeq and is a predicted model, not a curated record. Lineage: Eukaryota; Metazoa; Chordata; Actinopteri; Siluriformes; Clariidae.